Emiliania huxleyi CCMP1516 is the source of this 924-nucleotide messenger RNA. RefSeq lists its product as hypothetical. NCBI's taxonomy places the organism in Eukaryota, Haptophyta, Isochrysidales, Noelaerhabdaceae. The coding region runs from base 1 to 924 and encodes 307 amino acids. The record is from RefSeq and is a predicted model, not a curated record. The transcript has a single exon.
AUGCCGUCGCCGGACGCGGCGGCGAGGCACACGGGCGCCGGCGUGGCGCGUCGGCAGGCCCACCACGAGCGGAUGCGCGACGAGCGCGCUCGGGAAGCGGCCGCGGGUGACGCGGAGCUUCCGCCGGAGGACGACGCGGUCGAGAUGGCGAGCGCCGUCCACGUGCUGGACAGCGUGGCGGAGGUGGGCCCGAACUACACUCUGCUGCGCAGCAAGGAGACGAAGGCGAAGCGGCGGAAGCGAAAGCGCGAGGAUGCCAGGGCGGCGCUCGACGGCCACACUGUCCUGUCCACCGGAUCGCGCCUCGAGAUCUUCUGCGACAGCGAGCGGUGGUACCCUGCGACCGUCAUGGCGCGGGAGGAGGACCGGGACGGACGGAUCGUGCACGAGGUCGAGUACGACGGCUACUCGGAUCGGCGGUGGUGGCACAUGCUGGACGACGAGCGGUGGCGCGCCGUCCCAGAGCAGGCCGGCGCGGGCGCAGGCGGCGCUGCCGCAGAUGGGGAUGGGGAUGUGGCGAUGGACCGCGUGGACGGCGAGCAUGGCGCCCGUGCCGCGGGCGACGCCGAGGCGGCCGAGGUGCGGGCGGCGCCGCCUCCUGUGCGCCGGGGCGUGCGGCGCAGCGCGCUGGCGGACGCCCUCCAGGCGGAGGAUGACGAGCAGCAGGACGAGGCUGCGCGUGGCGAUGGGCGGCCGAUGCUAGCGCCCCACGGGCCGGCGCUGUCGGCGCACCUUAUUUUUCACAAUAGGAGACAAAAAAAGAAAUGGCCGCGCCGGAUCGGACCGCCGCAAGCGGCGUGGCGUGUAGCGGUUGAGCAUCCCUCCGGGGGGCCCUCUGCGCCGGGGAGGCGUUGUUGGAGGCUAGGACGCAAGCGUCCGUCGCCCUUUUUCAAACUCCGGGUCCCACUCCCGCUACGCUCCUGA